GAAGCGGAAGUGCUUGAACGGUAGUCAAUAGAAGGAGGGGUAGUAGUACGGUAGCAGUUGGCGGCUGUUUUCCUUUGCUGAGUUGCCUUCCUUGAAGUGAAUCCAUAUAGUGCCAUGGCUGCCUCGGGACUGCCCCCGCUGCCUGCGCAAUUCAAGACCAUUCAACACUUCCUGAGAACCGCGCAGGAGCUCGACAAGCGUGAACCUGUGGUAGCUUACUAUUGUCGUUUGUAUGCUAUGCAGACAGGCAUGAAGAUUGAUAGUAAAAAUCCAGAAUGUCGUAAAUUCUUAUGCAAACUAAUGGAUCAGCUUGAAGCUAUGAAGAAACAGCUUGGCGAUAAUGAAGCAAUUACUCAGGAAAUAGUUGGUUGUGCCCAUGUGGAGAAUUAUGCAUUGAAAAUGUUUCUUUAUGCUGAUAAUGAAGAUCGCGCUGGUCAGUUUCACAAAAAUAUGAUUAAAUCCUUUUAUACCGCAAGUCUUCUAAUAGAUGUCCUGACAGUAUUUGGAGAACUAACAGACGAGAACAUUCAGCACAGAAAAUAUGCCCGGUGGAAGGCAGCAUAUAUUCAUAACUGUCUAAAAAAUGGAGAGACUCCACAAUCUGGACCUAUUGGAAUGGAGGAAGAACUUGAUGAUGAAAAUGAACAAGCCAGUUCUCCAACACCAUCCAGCCAAGAAUCAGAACCAUCCUCUACCUUUCAGUCAAGUAAUAUUCCCACAAACAGUUACAGUGGCAUACAUAUCCCACCAGGUGCUCAUGCCCCUGCUAACACUCCUGCAGAGGUACCCCAUAGCACAGGAGAAACAAGUAAUACAAUUCAACCCACACCUCAGAAUGUUCCCCUGGUUGAUCCUUCACUUUAUAAUGUCCAACCUGCAGGGGAAAUUCGUUUGACUCCCGAAGAUUUUUCCAGGGCUCAGAAAUACUGCAAAUUUGCUGGCAGUGCUUUGCAGUAUGAAGAUGUGAACACUGCUGUGCAGAAUCUACAGAAAGCCCUCAAGUUACUGACGACAGGCAGAGAAUGAUGCCUUUGUCUGCUGGCUUCAUCACUUGUACCUAAAAAAACUUAACAGGCAGUUACUCUUAACUCUUGUCAGGAAAAUGCAUUUGCACAAAAGCUUUUGAUUUCUGUGAUAAGAAUACAGCCUCUGUGUCUGUCUCAUUCUUUCUGACAGAGGAAUAAGAACUAUCUGGGGACAGAGGUUUACAUUCAGCACACCAAUUGUGGCACUCCUCGCCCAAAACUAUAAAAUACCCCCCAUGGCUGUGCUGUCCUUUUUACAAGAUUGGGUAGGGAGGGAAAUACUUCUUGAUGGCAUACAUUUUUGUUUGGAAUUUGUUAUAAGAGAAGAUUGUUUGAAAUGCAACAUGUCUCUAAUUGAAAUGUCCAGACCAUUUGGGUGAAGGGAUGCUAUAUAGUAAAACCAAUGCAGCAAAUAAGGCAGAAGUGUUUUUUUGAGAAACUUUUAAAUUAAGUUAGAAAGGUAUAGUUAGCUUUACUGAUAUUGCUGGAAAGCCAUUGUAAUGUUUCCUGGUUCCAAUACUCAUUAAAGCAAUAUAAUUUUGUGUGUGUAUGUGUGUGUUGUUUUUUUCAUUGUGUAGCUCAUUUCAGUUUUGAGGAUAAAGGAAAUAUACAUCUGAAA
Molecule: messenger RNA, 1644 nt
Organism: Pseudonaja textilis
Lineage: Eukaryota; Metazoa; Chordata; Lepidosauria; Squamata; Elapidae
Gene: VTA1
Product: vesicle trafficking 1
Biological process (GO): late endosome to vacuole transport via multivesicular body sorting pathway
Cellular component (GO): multivesicular body
Source: RefSeq, a predicted model, not a curated record